Molecule: messenger RNA, 1719 nt
Organism: Rotaria sp. Silwood2
Lineage: Eukaryota; Metazoa; Rotifera; Eurotatoria; Philodinida; Philodinidae
Source: the annotation of a GenBank genome assembly
AUGUGUGGUUUCGUCUUGCUGCCUGAUUUUGUUUUACUCGAAAUUAUGUCGUAUUUGACACCUAUGGAAAAUUUAUAUUCAUUUUUCGAUUAUGAUAAUAAACUUCGUUGUAACAAUUUACUUCGUGAACAUCGAUAUUCAGUUGAUAUUCGUCAUUUAUCAACGUUUAUGAAAUCAAAAAUAUUUCGUUAUUUGUGUGCAAACGUAUUUCCAUAUAUAUCAUGUUACAUGGAAUUAUUGAAGAUAAAUGCUGAUUUUGUUGGCAGUCGUAUUGUUUAUGACCUACCAUCUACUGUUUUCUCUAAGAUAAGUUCAUUACAUUUACAUUCAUUACAGGAUGCUGAUCUCACUUAUGUUCUUGAACAAGCAACUCAACUGAAUAAUUUAACAUUAAACAAUGUAAAUGAUACAAGCAUUAAUCUGGUUUUCAAGCGGUAUUUACAUCGUUUUCAAUUAUUCACAUGUGAUAGUUCUCUUCCUGCACAAGUGUCAUUCGCUCUGCAUCCUUAUAUUUUAUCAAGUUUUUCUGGAUUUUUUUUACAAUUAUCUGAUUUGCUAUUGUUUAUUGUACAUAUGCCUCAAUUAAAACAUCUCAAAUUACAUUUAUUUGAUAAUUAUAAUGUUGAUGAAGCAGAACGUCUACGAUUGUUACAAAUGAUAAAAUCUGAUGAAAUAAACAUUUUGGCUAAUAUUGAAAGUUUUGCGUUUAUUAGCCGAGUAAAUUUUAUUCCAUGGUCAAUAUUUGUACGUCUUGUUCGAUCAAUGAUUCGAUUGCGAACGUUAUUUUUUGAUUAUACUCUACAAUGGGCACCAUCACCUGAUGAUAUUUAUCGAUACAUUGAAAUAGACGACGAAAACUGGAACUCAUCAGCAGCAAAUUAUCUAUCAAUCAACUUACAAUUCCUUAAUAAAUUAAUACAUGUCUCCUUUCGGCUUUUGAUCCUUGGCUGUUAUGAAAAACCAAACGAAAUCAGAUGGAACAGUUCUUUUUGGCCAAGAUCGAAAUGGGUUUUUGAUCCAGUGUCACACUACUCAUAUUUUUACACACUUCCAUGGCCUAAAGAUUGUAAUUAUAAUCUUCAACUUUAUGAUCAAAUAGAUUCUAUAAAAAGUAAUCAUUCUGUUAAAAAAUCUACAUUUAUUCCCGAUAAACAUGAAUAUGUUAUCGGUGAGUUUGCUCGUUUGUCUCAAUGUUUUCCAAAAGUUGAAGAUCUCAAUAUGGAAAUGUGGUGUUCGACUUCACCACCUCUAUUUCAAGGCGUUGCUCAACCACUUAUGCAUUGCUGGUCGCUUUCGACUUGUUUGACAACACCAGGAAUGUAUCUUUCACACAUAUUGCCAUUUUUACCAAAACUUCGUGUAAUUAAUUUGUUCGGUGGUAUCGAUCAAUUAAUAGCUUUGGCUAAAUUUCGAUCAUCUACACUCAUUCAACUAAAUGCCUUCGAUUGGAUUGAUGCAAGUAUCGACUUUUUGGAUGAAACUUACUUUCCAUCUGUUCAGUUCUUAUCAAUAAUUCUUUACAAGGAAACAACAACUGAUGAAGUUUUACGUAUCGAACGAACAAUAGAACGAAGUUUUACUCAUUUACCAAAUUUAAUCAGUUUUCAUUAUUAUAGUUCGAUGACAAACUAUGAUCUCACUCAAAUUAUCAAACCAAAUCAAUACUCAUGCUUUUUUAAUGUUCAUAUAGAAAAAACACGAAUAAUUGUUUGGAAAUAA